Messenger RNA from Penicillium waksmanii, 1515 nucleotides. RefSeq lists its product as uncharacterized. Gene Ontology annotation, molecular function: transmembrane transporter activity. Gene Ontology annotation, cellular component: membrane. The coding region runs from base 1 to 1515 and encodes 504 amino acids. The transcript has 5 exons. Gene Ontology annotation, biological process: transmembrane transport. The record is from RefSeq and is a predicted model, not a curated record. NCBI's taxonomy places the organism in Eukaryota, Fungi, Ascomycota, Eurotiomycetes, Eurotiales, Aspergillaceae.
AUGCCGGACAAAAUAGAUAACCAGGAAAUCGAAAAUGCCGCGGGUGUCGGCAUCCAUGAUGAAGCCCCCGACAAGAACCUCACCAACUACAACUUGGUCGAUAGGGAGGUUGCCAAGUACGCCACCGAUGGAGCUAUCGAGAUUGACGAAGCCACAAAUAAGCGCCUGAAGAAAAUGAUCGAUAAGCGGAUUUUAGUGGUGAUGAUGAUUACAUACUUGAUCCAAACGAUCGAUAAGGGGGCACUGGCCUUUGCCUCGAUCAUGGGAAUCAAAGAAGACGCACAUUUACAGGGGAAUCAGUAUCAAUGGUUGACGACCAUCGUCUACCUGGCAAUCCUUUGUGUCGAAUUUCCGGAAAACUGGAUCAUCCAGAGGGUGCCAAUUGCCAAAUGGCUGUCCUUGAAUAUUUUCUUGUGGGGUAUAUGUAUCGCGCUGAUUUCAGCCAUGCGGAGUUUCACUGGCCUAAUCAUCUUGCGUGCUUUCAUGGGUGCCUUUGAAGCAGCAUGCCAGCCAACAUUUGUGAUUUUAAGUUCCACAUGGUACAAGCGUGAAGAGCAAGGUAGCGUCAUUAACCUCUGGUUCAUGAUGAACGGAAUCCAGAACAUCAUUGGUGGUCUUUUAGCCUUUGCAUUUUCCUUUGUCCCCUCGAACUCGCCAGUGAAGUCAUGGGAGGGUCUUUUUAUGACUUAUGGCAUUAUUACUGUUAUUUGGGCGACUUUUGUCUUUUUCUGGAUGCCCGAUUCCCCCAUGCGCGCCAAAUGUUGGUCGGAAGAGGAUAAACAAUUGAUGGUUGAGCGAGUACGACAAAACCAGACCGGCCUGCAGAACCGUGUUUUCCCAAAAAGAACAAGUCUGGGACGCUCUUACAGACCCUCAACUGCCCUUCCCAGUGGGGGAAUUGGGGCCUACGUCAAUAUCAUCAUCAACUCGUUCGGAUUCAGUACCUGGGAGAGUCAGCUUCUGACCAUGGUCGUCGGUGCUGUUGUCGCAAUUGCCAUGAUCACAUCGGCAUAUCUUGAUCGCCGCUUCGGAAACACGAUUAUCAUCAUGAUAUCCUCCGUGAUCCCGUCGAUUAUCGGUGUGUCCAUUCUGAUCGGGGUUCCAUUUUCACCCGAUAAGCGAGUCGGCAUGCUAAUCGCAUACUGGCUGUUCUACUCGUUUUUUGCUGUAUCCUCCCUUUCUUUGGCCCUUCUUUCUCGAAAUGUGGCCGGGCAGACCAAGAAGUCUAUCCUUAUUGCUUCGAACUUUGUCUUCUGGGCGGCAGGAAACUCAAUUGGGCCACAGGUCUUCCGUGACAAAGAUGCCCCGCGGUAUUAUCUUGCGUUCUCGAUUCUCCUAGGAUGCUUUGGAGUUAUGAUUAUCACUCUAUGCUUUUUGCGAGUAUGGUACUCUAUGCAGAAUCGGAAGCGUGAUGCCAAGAUUGCUUCUGGGGAGGUGGUUCCCGAUGUUAGCUUCACGCAUGGAUUUGAGGAUAUCACCGAUCGGGAAAACCCACAUUUCAGAUAUUCAUACUAA